Carassius carassius (crucian carp) is the source of this 3594-nucleotide messenger RNA. RefSeq names its product casein kinase I. Gene Ontology annotation, cellular component: cytoplasm; spindle microtubule; nucleus. The record is from RefSeq and is a predicted model, not a curated record. The coding region runs from base 443 to 1663 and encodes 406 amino acids. Gene Ontology annotation, molecular function: ATP binding; protein serine/threonine kinase activity. Gene Ontology annotation, biological process: endocytosis; peptidyl-serine phosphorylation; non-motile cilium assembly. Lineage: Eukaryota; Metazoa; Chordata; Actinopteri; Cypriniformes; Cyprinidae. The transcript is spliced from 9 exons.
UAGGGGAAGUGACGUCACCACAGCCCGCUGAUGGAGCGUCUGUUGAAGCAGAUAGAUACACACACGGCAGUUUCAGGGCUAGCGGAGCUAGAAGGGAGUCCUUUGCAAAAUCCGCCUUCAUCCUUUUUUAAACAGACUUUUUUCAUAGUAAAAAUUACUAGAGCAUAAAGUUCGCACUUUCAUCUUUUUAAUAAGCCUAAUAUUUUGAUAUUUCCCGAUUCGGAAUGUUAGAAAACGACUGGUGAAAAUUGGGUAUAGCUACUGUGAAGGGGAUUAGCAAGCUAGUAGGCUGUCAGGGGAUUCUGCCUGGGAGAGACGGAAGAAUAGACGGACAACAAAGAACGGAUUUUCGUUUUGUUUUUAAACACUCCAAACAUAUAUAAUUUAAAUCACUCCCGUUGAAGCUAGCUUUAUUGCUAGCUUUGUUAUUUAGCCAUUUAUCAUGGAAUUGAGAGUAGGAAACCGAUACAGACUGGGAAGGAAGAUCGGCUCUGGAUCCUUUGGUGACAUUUACUUGGGCACAGACAUCUCAGUGGGGGAAGAAGUAGCCAUCAAGCUAGAAUGUGUGAAAACAAAACACCCACAGCUGCACAUCGAGAGCAAGAUCUACAAGAUGAUGCAAGGAGGCGUGGGUAUCCCAACAAUCAAAUGGUGUGGAGCAGAGGGAGAUUACAAUGUGAUGGUAAUGGAGCUGCUGGGACCCAGUUUGGAAGAUCUCUUCAACUUCUGUUCUCGCAAGUUCAGUCUAAAGACUGUUCUCCUGCUGGCUGACCAGAUGAUCAGCCGCAUUGAAUACAUACACUCCAAGAACUUCAUCCACAGAGAUGUCAAGCCUGACAACUUCCUUAUGGGCCUGGGGAAGAAGGGCAACCUUGUUUACAUCAUUGACUUUGGCCUGGCCAAGAAGUACAGAGAUGCUCGCACCCACCAGCACAUCCCUUAUCGCGAGAACAAAAACUUGACUGGCACUGCUCGCUACGCUUCCAUCAACACCCACUUGGGAAUAGAGCAAUCCAGACGAGAUGACUUGGAGUCUCUUGGCUAUGUGCUCAUGUACUUCAACCUGGGCUCACUGCCAUGGCAGGGUCUGAAGGCUGCCACAAAGAGACAGAAGUAUGAGCGAAUCAGCGAGAAGAAAAUGUCCACUCCUAUUGAAGUCCUGUGUAAAGGAUACCCAUCUGAGUUUGCCACAUACCUCAACUUUUGCCGCUCCCUUCGCUUUGACGACAAGCCAGACUAUUCUUACCUGAGACAGCUCUUCAGGAACCUUUUCCACAGACAAGGCUUUUCAUACGACUACGUGUUUGACUGGAAUAUGCUCAAAUUUGGUGCAAACAGAGCAGCAGAAGAUCCGGAGAGAGAGCGGAGGGAUCGAGAGGAAAGAUUGCGACAUGGACGGAAUCCCGCGGCCCGUGGCAUGAUGCCUUCCAGCUCAGGUAGACCCAGAGGAACACAAGAAGUAGCACCUCCCGCACCCCUCACGCCAACCUCACACACAGGAAUGGAGCGAGAGAGGAAGGUCAGUAUGAGAUUGCACCGCGGAGCCCCUGUCAACAUUUCCUCCUCUGAUCUAACUGGCCGACAGGACACCUCACGCAUGUCCACAUCCCAGGCUCUUUCUCGCGUCACCCCAAGUGGCCUGCAGUCUGCCGUACCUCGAUGAGACCCUCCACAUGCCUCAAGAGCAGACCAACCAUGGCCCUGCUCUGCACUAGGACUUCUCCAGCAGCCUCUAACCAUGUGAAAUCAACCUCAGCAAAUCAAAUUGAAACAAGAGACUUCAUUUUCAACUUCCUCUCAAAUCAUCUAAACACCUGAGUUACGCAAAUUUGAGAGAUGGACAUAUUUUGGUUUUCUUUUCUUUUUUUUUCUCACACACACCAAAAAACACAAACAUUUUCUUACCUACACUACUCCAAGACACCUGGGCACAUCAGUUGUGCUUGUUAACAUCACUUUUUGCCAGACAAUCGCUGGCGAGUUGGGAGGGACGGGUGGGUGGGUGGGGGGUCACUGAUUUUAGCCCUCUGACACACUCUAGAAAGAGAGGGCUGUCCGGGGGCUAAAGCCAUGUACAACGCCUCUGAUUGUGUGAAUCUCCCUCUACUGUUGCAAAAAAAUUACUUUUACACAGCUUGGAAUGCCGCUGUACUGAUAGCCAUUGACAUUCUGCCUACCAUAAUCUUUUCUUUUUGUUCAACAGAGAUUAAAUUGAUUUCACACUGGCUGCAGUAAUUUUCUUUUUGAUAGUUUAACAGCAUUAAGCUUAACGAAAUGUGCAGAAUUAAAUUGAAUGUUUGAAAGCCUGUUUGUUCACGUGACAGGAUGAAGGCUCUGUCCUUUUAAUAUCAUUUUGUAGUUUAUUAUGUGGAAGGCUGGGCGGAGAAACAUACAGCAAAAGUCUGAGUUGUCAAACCCACAAUACCACAUUCACACCUUUUUAGAAAAUUUUUAGUUUCGUCGCACCCAUCAACCUGGCCCUCUUUAUCAACUCGUGUUUUUUUGCUCAUUGAUUUUAUUGCAUUCCCUUAUGCUUUUCUUUUAUUUCUUGCCUGUAUUGUAGAGUUGUUGAUGUUAUUAGUGUUGCUUUUUGUUUCUUUUUACCCCGUUAACAAAGCUUAGUGCUUUUACAGUAAUGCAGGCACACAUGGUUGAGUCAAGACUGUUGGACAAUGUCACUGAUAGACAUUUAUAGCAGUUUAAGAAGUCUAAUAAUGAGAAAAGGGCUUCGUUUUUCUGACCUGAGGGUAUAAACCCAAAAAAACUUGGGGCCUAUGUUGAGACAAGUUAGGCACAUUUUCUUUUGAGUUUGGAUUUGGAAAUGGAUGUCCUGAGCUCAGCUCGUCUCAUUGAGAAUACACCAGCCAUCAUUUAAGCCAUGCCUGAUUUCUUUUUCUUUUGACUGAUACUUUUAACAAUUGAGAUGCAAGUUUUAGUUUAUCUUCAACUUUAUUUACUGAGUAUUACCAGUGCUUUUAGUACUACUUUUCCCUUGUUUCAGAAGUGUGGUUCCUUGACUUACUGGUGCUAUAAGUCACAGGACGUGGAAGGCGAGCUGCCUGUCCGUAUCAUUCAGCAUAGUAGAGUAGGCUUUUUCUGUAGUCGCGGGGUAGUGGUGAAACUCUUCAAUUCUGUUGUCAUGUAUAUAGGAUGUUUCUAGUGAUGGCAAAGUACCAUUUUUCAUAGCCACUGUCUCUCUCUGUGUGUGUGUGUGUGUGUGUGUGUGUAUUGUGAGAAUGGGGAAAAGGCUAGUGCUUAGAGAGGUGCAAGGGACUUUGUUCCGUUCUAGAUUUGAUAAGUUAGUAAUUCUUUCUCUCCACUGGUGGUCUCACAGAAACAGCCGCUCCAGUACUGGUGUUGUUUAAAUGUAGGCACAAGUACACUUUGUGGGGGAUCGAGCUAUUAUGGAUUUCUCUAUUUCAUUUUCUGGUUCAUUCUACACACGACUGCUUGGCCAGUCCUUCUGCAUCACACUGUGCUGUAUCAGGUGGAAUUAUGGAAAUCUUCUUUCCCUGGAAGAUUUUUUUUCCCUCAUUUGUAUUGCCACUGUAUUUGUGUAUUUUAAAACGUGUAAAUAAAUUAAUAAGUACUUGU